Labrus mixtus (cuckoo wrasse) is the source of this 4282-nucleotide messenger RNA. It is a transcript of the gene nek8, whose product is annotated as NIMA-related kinase 8. Gene Ontology annotation, molecular function: ATP binding; protein kinase activity. The record is from RefSeq and is a predicted model, not a curated record. NCBI's taxonomy places the organism in Eukaryota, Metazoa, Chordata, Actinopteri, Labriformes, Labridae. The coding region runs from base 66 to 2153 and encodes 695 amino acids. The transcript has 16 exons. Gene Ontology annotation, biological process: protein phosphorylation.
CAUUGCUUCCUGUAGGACUGGGUCGGGUUGCCUGGAGACCACGGAAACGUUUGGGAGCAGCAGCGAUGGAGAAGUAUGAGAAAAUCAAAGUUGUCGGAAGAGGAGCUUUCGGGAUAGUCCACCUGUGCCGCAGGCGCAGUGACGGGGCCUUUGUCAUCCUUAAGGAGAUCCCAGUGGAGCAGAUGUCACGAGACGAACGUCUUUCAGCUCAGAACGAGUGCCAGGUCCUGAAACUACUCAACCAUCCAAAUAUCAUAGAGUACUAUGAGAACUUCCUGGAAGACAAGGCGCUCAUGAUAGCAAUGGAGUAUGCACCAGGUGGAACAUUGGCUGAUUACAUACAGAAGCGCUGUAACUCUCUGCUGGACGAGGACACCAUCCUUCACUUCUUCGUUCAGAUCUUACUCGCUCUGUACCACGUCCACAAUAAACUCAUUUUGCACAGAGACCUUAAAACGCAGAAUAUUCUUCUCGACAAGCACCAGAUGAUCGUCAAAAUUGGAGAUUUCGGCAUCUCCAAAAUCCUUGUCAGCAAGAGCAAAGCUUACACGGUGGUCGGGACUCCGUGCUACAUCUCCCCAGAGCUGUGUGAGGGAAAGCCGUACAACCAGAAGAGUGACAUCUGGGCUCUGGGCUGCGUGCUGUAUGAGCUUGCAAGCCUGAAGAGGGCCUUCGAGGCUGCUAAUCUGCCAGCCCUCGUUCUGAAGAUCAUGAGCGGAACAUUUGCUCCAAUUUCAGACCGCUACAGCCCCGAACUGCGACAGCUCAUCCUCAAUAUGCUCAACCUGGAUCCCUCCAAACGGCCUCAACUCAAUGAAAUAAUGGCUCUUCCUAUAUGCAUCCGGCCUCUGCUCAAUCUUUACACGGAUAUUGGCAAUGUUAAAAUGCGCAGGAUUGAGAAACCACUGUCUACUGUGCACACUGGUCAUCAAGGUAGACCAGGCGGGAGAGUUCCUGGCAGCAGGUCCAGAGAUGGAUCAGUCGGUUUAGGAUCAGGGAAGGUGCAUUCCCUCCCGCUGUCAUCUGUGUAUACGUGGGGAAGUGGAAUCUCAGCGCCUCUCCGGCUGCCGAUGCUCAACACCGAGGUGCUUCAAGUGUCUCUUGGCCGCACUCAGAGGAUGGGGGUGACCAAGUCAGGCCGUCUGAUCACAUGGGAGGCUCCGUCAGUGGGUUCUGGUGAGGCCAGUCUGCCCGGUGUGGUGGAGCAGAUGCAGCCUCAGUUCAUUUCACGUUUCCUGGAGGGUCAGUCUGGAGUCACCAUCAAGUCUGUGUCCUGUGGCGAUCUCUUCACCACCUGCAUGACAGACAGGGGCAUCAUCAUGACAUUUGGAAGUGGGAGCAAUGGCUGUCUGGGUCACGGUAACUUCAAUGAUGUUACUCAGCCCAAGAUAGUCGAGGCGCUCCUGGGCUAUGAGCUGGUUCAGGUGUCAUGUGGUGCUUCCCACGUCCUUGCUGUGACCAAUGAAAGAGAAGUAUUUGCCUGGGGAAGAGGAGACAAUGGGCGCCUCGGGCUCGGCAACCAAGACACACAUAACUCACCUCAGCAGGUGUGUUUACCUGUGGAAUUUGAGGCCCAGAGGGUGGUGUGUGGAGUUGACUGCUCCAUGAUUAUCAGCACCCAGAACAGCAUUGUGGCGUGUGGAAGCAACAGGUUCAAUAAGCUUGGGCUGGAUAAAAUAAAUUCUGGAGAGGAACCAAAUCCCUCAAACCAGAUGGAGGAAGUCCACUCUUACACUCCUGCACAAUCAGCCCCACUCAACAGAGAGAAGAUUGUUUACAUUGACAUUGGGACAGCACAUUCUGUUGCUGUUACAGAACAGGGUCAGUGUUUCACCUUUGGGAGCAACCAGCAUGGCCAGAUGGGCUGUAGUUCCCGUCGGAGCAGCCGCGUGCCCUACCUGGUGCCCGGAUUGCAGAGCAUCACCAUGGCUGCCUGUGGAGAUGCUUUCACGUUAGCUAUUGGAUCUGACGGGGAGGUGUACACCUGGGGAAAGGGGGCCCGCGGACGUCUUGGAAGAAAAGAGGAGGACUCUGGGAUCCCAAAGACGGUGCAGCUCGAUGAGAGUCACCCGUUCACGGCGACGUCGGUGGCUUGUUGUCAUGGCAACACUCUGCUUGCAGUGAAACCUAUGUGUUCCUCUCUCUGCCGAUAGUGACCAUCUCACCUGAUGAAAACUAAAGAAGAGUGGAGCUUUGUUUGAGGAGCCUGUCCCGAGAUGAUUUGACCCUGAAAAAAAAAAAACCCUUCAUGAAGUCCGGCGGUGGCUUGAGGUGAAGGACAGCUUCCUCUGAAUAACUCCUGCCGGGGGCCCAUCUGUGUUGCAGUUGAAAGAUUCCCCUUCACACUGCAGCUGUGGCCUCACAUGUUCACUCUCUGUUCCUCUCAAAUGAUUUCUCUUCAGGAAUCAACGUUUUUUUUCAUUCAUUGGAUUUGAUUUCAUGAAAAAUGUGUACUGCAGCAGGUGUAUUUCCCAACAGGUGAGUUAGAGGAAUGUUUACACUUAAGCAGGCUAACAGGAAGUUGUCAUUAGGCAGCUUUCAUGUGGGCAGCUAUUGUCCCCCCUCACGUGCAGACUUAGCAUGAUAACGGCCAGAAAACGUCAAACAGGUUGGCGCUGUGCUAAGCCUCUGAUGAAUGAGAUGAUACAAUGCAAAGAAAGGAAAACCACUCGAGAGUUUAGUAAGUCAUCUGUCAAAUGAAGCAAACACGUUAAUCUUGAUCACAUCGUCAGUGGUCACAUAGUACUUUAUUGGAUUAGUCCUCCAACAUUUGUAACUCAGCAGCCGAGGUCAAAACUAAAUGAAGUCUGUUGUUUGGAGCUCAACUGAACACUGUUUAAAAAAAAAUAAUGAUCCUUUUUUUUGUGUGUCUAAAAUCACUCCCACAAUCAGCCACUCACUAAUCCCUCCAUUUAUUAUCCACAUGCCGUCGAAGCCUCUAGAAGUCAGCAGUAAAUCAAGAUUUAGGUCAGAUGAGUCAUCUUCUCUGACAUAUAUUAAACGUGACACAAUGCAUUAUUGGAGAAAGUAUGUGUACAUAGGGCGUAGGUUUCUUUUGAGAGGAUGAGAAUCAAACAAUUUAUUUGCUGUGUUGUGAUGACUUUACUGCCUCGAUAGCAUAAUUAAUAGGAUUAUCAAAAAAAAGUGUAUGUUUUUCGGGGUGGAUAAAUGUGCGUCCUCUAACAGGUCAUUGGAGGUCAUUUGUCCGCACUACAUCCGCCAUCCAUGCGCACUCUUCAUUCUCCUUUGAUAGUAAGAAUCAUACAAAGCAUCAAUGGUGGACAGAUAGGUUCACUACAGGUUCAUUAGUGUGAGUCAUUUCUGACACAACAUUUGUAUUUGUGGAAUAUUUAGUGAUUUCACUAAUUGGAGUGUGUAUGAUAUCUGCUGUAUAAUAUUUGCAUAAACUUUAUAUAUAUGAUGUCCUAAUGAUGAGAAAAGCCUUUUGCUUUUCAAAGUUUGACUUCAGUAAAAUUACAACAUUGUUAUAAUCAUCUUCAAGUACCGAAAAAACAUGUGGCUGAAUUGACCAAUCAGAAACCACGUCUUUUAUUUACACCUACAAGCAUGGCUGCAUUAAUGUGUCACUCAAAGGACUCAUUUCAAGAACUUUAUAAACUCUCUGUUAGCCUAAUCUACAAUAAUACUUCAUAGUGGUAUAAUCCUAUACAUUAUAUUGUAUUCUUUAUUUAUAUGAUGCUCUAAUCAUCAGACACUGCAAAAUGACGUCUAGUUAAAACUUCCAGAUAAAUACAGUGAAGUAAAAAAAUAUCACAUUUCACUGCUGUCAUGGAGUCAAGUAGUAUUUAAAUGAUGCAUAUUCUGUAAGACCUAUAAGUAUUUAAUUUAUCUACAUACUCGAACAGGUGAGUAGGAGUGAUUGAAUGUACUUUUUUAUGAACAUUUUCUUGAAUGUUGUCCGUUUUUCUCUAUCACCAAAGCUACAAAAUAGAAACAUGUUUUAUUUAGACCUUCAGUAGUAACCUGUCACACGUCCUUUGAUAAAUCUGAUCUUCUGUCAGAUGAUGGUUUCACUGAAGUUAGUGCGCAGUAAGAAGAUACUUAACUCUCCAGAUUAUGAGAGUCUGUCACACAUUUGAUCUGCUUUACUUCAACCUACAACAGACACCAGUGGUGCCGAGAUGAAUGUUCAGAUUGAAUUGACAUGACGCUCCUGGAGGCUGAUGAUGAAUGUAGAGACACAAAAACAAACAUUUAUCAUGACCAAGCUGUACAUGAACAUCUGAAUUGUGAAUAAAUAACCUUCAAAGGUUUGAUCUUU